AUGCCAGACUUACCAGACACAGUGCCAGCAGCCAAAGUAGCCAGCAUCGUAUCCACACCGGUUGAGCCAGGGGCUGCUGCAGUCUCGGCUCUCAAUGCGCGUGGUCGUGAUAUGAAGAUCAAUUUACAAGAGAUCUUAAUUCGCAAUGGAUUAUAUCAUAAGCAUCCAGCCGGUGCGUCUCGCAACAUUUUGGAAAUCGAUAGUCUCAAUGGUCCGACCUUGGUUCUUUGUCAAGAUGGAACGUCCGCGACCGAAGAACUAUUGCCUAAGAUGUUUAUCGCCGGCGAGGGUAGCAUGCUGAAUGUUCGAUUUUCUGGAGUUAAUCGUGCUUCUUGGCAAGGAUUAUUCUAUCACCAUAUGCUGCAGCAAAAUAUUUAUCUUGCUGCUCGAGGCUAUACUCCUUUACAUCUGGCCCUUACUGACAGUGAUGUUGAUCAAUACGUAGCUGCUGUGGACGAAUUCGUGAAGUUGCACCGGAAGGAGGCAUUGUUAUCUUAG
Penicillium malachiteum is the source of this 498-nucleotide messenger RNA. RefSeq lists its product as uncharacterized. The transcript has 3 exons. The record is from RefSeq and is a predicted model, not a curated record. NCBI's taxonomy places the organism in Eukaryota, Fungi, Ascomycota, Eurotiomycetes, Eurotiales, Aspergillaceae. The coding region runs from base 1 to 498 and encodes 165 amino acids.